Molecule: messenger RNA, 2915 nt
Organism: Megachile rotundata (alfalfa leafcutting bee)
Lineage: Eukaryota; Metazoa; Arthropoda; Insecta; Hymenoptera; Megachilidae
Gene: hay
Product: ATP-dependent DNA helicase hay
Biological process (GO): transcription initiation at RNA polymerase II promoter; nucleotide-excision repair
Cellular component (GO): transcription preinitiation complex; transcription factor TFIIH holo complex; nucleotide-excision repair factor 3 complex
Molecular function (GO): hydrolase activity; 3'-5' DNA helicase activity; DNA binding
Source: RefSeq, a predicted model, not a curated record
AACUGAUAUAGUAGGAUGCGAUACGAAAAUGGUAAUGGUGUCUCAUGCGCUGUGUGACAAAAACAAUGUCAUGAAUGAUCUAUUAUAUAUCAUCUGUGAUAUUACACGCACUGUUAUAUUUCCAUCGCUAAUUUCAUAUCUAUAUACAGUUUUCUAAAGUUAGAAAAUAAAAAGUAUUAAUAAAAAUUAUUUUUAUUGUUUUCCCUCUGUCACUAAAAUUGUGAACGAUGUAACAAUGAAUGACGAUAUAUAUGUUGUAUCGUUAUGAUCGUGUUCGUACCAGUUCGUAUGUGAUCACGUUUAGAAUGCAAUAGCAACAGUAUGCAACAUAAUAUAAAAGAAAGGAUUGCACUUCAUUUUAGGAUAUAAAUAAUACAUUGAAACAUAAAAAAUUAACCUUAAUAUUAGGAAUAAUAGUAUUAGAAAUCUUAGAUAAAUUUAUUUACAAUUUAACCACUAAGUUUCCAUUGAAUAAUGGGUCCACCUAAACGUUUUAAAAAAGAUAAUGAUAGGGGUAAAUGGAAAAAACGUAAAGAAGAUCUUGAAGAAUUCAAUGACGAUGAUUCUUUAGAUGAUAAUGAAGCUGGUGUUCCUGAUGCAGCAAAAAAUGAUGUUGAGAAACAAGACGAAACAGCAUUAGAAGAUGAAUUUGGAGCAAAAGAUUAUCGUUCACAAAUGAUUCUAAAACCUGAUUGUGCUUCAAGACCGCUUUGGGUGGCACCAAAUGGACACAUUUUCUUAGAAUCCUUUUCACCAGUGUAUAAACAUGCUCAUGAUUUCUUAAUUGCUAUCUCAGAACCUGUAUGCCGUCCUGAACAUAUUCAUGAGUACAAAUUAACUGCCUAUUCAUUGUAUGCUGCUGUCAGUGUUGGUCUUCAAACACAUGAUAUAAUAGAAUACCUGAAAAGACUUAGUAAAACUAGUAUUCCUGAUGGAAUUAUAAAGUUUAUUAAACUAUGUACAUUAUCAUAUGGCAAGGUAAAACUAGUGUUAAAGCAUAAUAAAUAUUUUGUUGAAUCUCCAUAUCCUGAAGUACUACAAAAAUUACUGAAGGAUCCGAAAAUUCAAGAGUGUAGAUUGAAAAAAAAUGUUGAAAACGAAAAGGAUGAAAUAAUUACAAAUGUUCAAAGUAAAACCAAAACUCUGCAGUUUGGAGCAAAACCAACAACCAAUGCACCAAUUGGAACCACCAAAGUGACUGAAUCAUCCAAUGAUCAAACCCCGACAGAAACAACAACUGUUCCUGAGGAUAUAACUACUUUCUAUGAUAAAAUGGAUAAAGAGGAUGAGGAAGAAGAGGAAGAACAAGAAUUGAAAACAGUCAGCUUUGAAGUAAAUCAAGAAAAAAUUGAGUUGAUACAAAAGAGAUGUAUAGAGCUAGAACAUCCAUUAUUAGCAGAGUAUGAUUUUCGCAAUGAUAGUGUAAAUCCUGACAUAAAUAUUGAUUUAAAACCAUCAGCUGUAUUGAGGCCUUACCAGGAAAAGAGUUUGAGGAAAAUGUUUGGUAAUGGACGCGCUAGAUCGGGUGUUAUAGUUUUACCUUGUGGUGCCGGUAAAAGUUUAGUGGGAGUAACAGCUUGUUGUACAGUCCGAAAACGUGCAUUGGUAUUGUGUAAUUCUGGAGUAUCGGUAGAGCAAUGGAAACAACAAUUUAAGAUGUGGUCGACCGCAGACGAUUCGAUGAUAUGUCGCUUUACAAGCGAAGCUAAAGACAAACCCAUGGGCUGUGAAAUUCUAAUCACUACGUACUCCAUGAUUACACACACGCAAAAGCGUUCUUGGGAAGCUGAGCAAACCAUGCGAUGGCUUCAAGAUCAGGAAUGGGGAAUUAUGGUUUUAGAUGAGGUCCACACAAUUCCAGCAAAAAUGUUCAGAAGAGUGUUAACUAUUGUUCAGUCGCAUUGUAAAUUGGGUUUGACUGCAACAUUGUUGAGAGAAGACGACAAGAUUGCAGAUCUUAAUUUUCUAAUCGGACCUAAAUUGUAUGAGGCCAACUGGUUAGAAUUGCAGAAAAGAGGUUUCAUUGCAAGAGUACAGUGUGCUGAAGUUUGGUGUCCUAUGACACCAGAGUUUUACAGAGAGUAUCUUGGCUGUAAAAUGAGUAAAAAGCUGUUACUUUAUGUGAUGAAUCCUAAUAAAUUUCGUUGUUGUCAAUAUUUGAUACGAUACCAUGAAAGGCGAGGUGAUAAGACUAUUGUUUUCUCGGACAAUGUGUUUGCUUUGAAGCAUUAUGCUAUUAAAAUGAAUAAACCAUAUAUUUAUGGUCCAACUAGUCAAAGUGAACGAAUACAAAUUUUACAAAACUUUAAAUUCAAUACCAAAGUAAAUACAAUAUUCGUGAGUAAAGUAGCAGAUACUUCUUUUGAUUUACCCGAAGCUAAUGUAUUGAUUCAAAUAUCUUCGCAUGGUGGCUCACGACGACAAGAAGCACAACGAUUGGGUCGUAUUUUAAGAGCCAAGAAAGGCGCUAUUGCGGAAGAGUAUAAUGCAUUCUUCUAUACAUUAGUAUCGCAAGACACGAUGGAAAUGAAUUAUUCAAGAAAGCGUCAACGUUUCCUCGUGAAUCAGGGAUACGCUUAUAAAGUUAUAACGAAGUUAGCAGGAAUGGAUGAAGAGCCAGACUUAAUGUACACGUCUAGGGAAGAACAGGGUCAUUUACUGCAGCAGGUUCUGUCUGCCAGUGACAUGGAUGCAGACGAAGAAAGAAUACCUGGUGAAGGUCCAAGACCGAUUAUACGCAAAGCUGGAAACAUGACAUCCAUGUCCGGUGCAGACGACGCAGUUUAUUCCGAGUAUAAAAAAGCAAAUAAGCAUCCUUUGUUUAAAAAGUUUAGAGCAUGAAAACUUUUUAAUUGUAGAUAUACAUGUAAAAAUAUUUAAAUUCGUUAUUAAUUUUAUAUUUAUUUAGGAAGUGA